GCUGCUGAGGGCCGCCCGGGAGCGGGGCCGGGGGACACCUGCAGCAGCUUAGUGGGUGCUCACGUACCAAAUGCCUGCGGGGCAGCGAGCGGUGUGUCCAGUGCCUUUCGCCUUGAGGUGAAUGUUGGCGAAGCAAUCGAUGUCUCUGUCGGAAGAAGUUUGUGUGAAGUAGUUACAUUGGUGGUUUUUUGUCGCAGGGGGUCUGUGUGGCUGGUGAGAACAGAGCUGCAGGCAAAGCGGUGGCUGAUGCUGAGCUGCUCACCGUAAGCGCCCGGCGCAGCCUGUGUGAGGCAGAGUGAACCAUGACUGACACAGAUGAAUCCCAGGCUUCUGGCUCUGAUGACUCUGAUGCCCAAGAGCUCAUACACAGUCGUCAGGAAGCACUGUGUAAGGUACCUGUGAGAGAAUCAAACACACAAAUGGAGUGUUCGCGUUCAAGACAGAAGGAUGCAGCUCCUGAGGGGUCUUCAGAUGAGCCUAACAUUGUGUGUAUGUCAUCAGUUGCUUCAGCUGAGGUUGUACUGGACAGCAGUGAUUCAGAAAUUGACAUUCCUGCUGGCAGUGGCAGUGAGCAACAUCCCAAGUGCUCCGCUGCACAGCAACAAAGGAGAUCUCGGUCCUUGAGGCAGCAAGCUCAGUCUGCUGCACAACUGCCUGACACUGAAAGCUCUUCAGACUCUUCUCUGUCCCCUCAAAGUCCAGUGAAAUCAUCAGAACCUUCAAAGAAAAAGUCAAAACUCAAUUUGAAGGCCAUUUUUGCCUAUCACUUCCGAGGAAGGAAGUUUAAGGCUGCUGCACACCGCAGAUACCAAUGGCACUCCAGGAAGAGAAAGUAUGUGAGCACACAGAUGCCCACGGGCAGGCCGCCGCUCACAGCCUCGCCUCAGGAGAGAAAGAGGAGGCUGCUCCACAGAGGGGUUCCCUUCCCUUUUGUUGAAAAACAUUAUGGGAAGAAACAUAUUCCCUUAAAGAUGGUCCUUGGCUAUGAGCAAGCAGCUGCAAAGGGGUAUUUCCAGUAUGUUGAAAAGCUUAAAUAUGAAGAACAUCUUAAAAAAGCUUUAAAAGCCCUUCAGGCUAGUGAAGACUUGGAAAAAGAAUGUCUGGCUGUACGGAAACACAAAUAUUUGGAUGAUGAAGGCCCCAUUUCCCCUAUUCAAGAGACAAAUGAUGAGGAUGACAGCUUGAACAACCAAGAGGACCUUGAUGCCAGAGUAGUGGACAACAGCUCUUUCAUUAUAAGCAGCAAAAUUCCUAGUAAGAAGAAAUCAAAGGCAGAAACAAAACGUGCAAAAUCAAUUGAAGUUAUUGAAAUAGAGGAUGAAGAUGACUGUGCUGCUGAGGACUGAGCUGCUGCAAGGUUCACCUCAGAGAACAGAAAGCUAACUGAAAACUAACAGUCACUCUUCAGAGACCUUCUUCAUGGUUUACUUGCUUUAAAACAUGGGUCUGAAGUCAACGUUGAGCUACCAACGACCAGCCUAGUCGGAUUUGGUUUCAGGCACCUACCUGAGAAAUACUCUAUGGCUUGAAAGACUCAUCCUGGAUCUAGGAGUGGGGUGCUUGCUUGUUUAUGUUGCUUUUGGAAGAUGAAGCUCAGCUUUCUUGAUGUGCAAGGAUCUUGACCAGCUUGAGAGUUGAGCAGAGAGGAACCUCAUGAGAUUCAACAAGGAAAAGUGCAGAGUCCUGUAUCUGUGGAAGGAACAACCCCAUGCACCAGCACAGGCUGGGGAUUGACCUGCUGAAGAGCAGCUCUGCAGAGAGAGACCUGGGAGUGCUGGUUGAUAAUAAAUUAAAUAUGAGCCAGCAAUGUGCCCUCAUGGCCAAGAAGGCCAAUGGCAUCCUGGGAUGCAUCAAGAAGAGUGUGGCCAGCAGGUCAAGGGAGGUUCUUCUCUCCCCUCUACUCUGCCCUGGUGAGGCCUCAUCUGGAGUCCUGUGUCCAGUUCUGAGCUCCUCAGCUCAAGAGGGACAGAGAACUGCUGGAGAGAGUCCAGCGCAGGGACACCAAGAUCAAGAUGAUCAGGGGAAUGGAACAUCUUCCUUAGGAGGAAAGGCUGAACCUGCUUCUGCAGGGGGGUUGGACUAGAUGAUCUCUGAAGGUCCCUUCUAACCCUACCAUUCUAUGAUUCUAUGAUAUGUAGUAAUACUUUGUUUUUACCUGAUAUUGGAUGCUACAGGGCAGCUUAAUGUAUCAGAUUUGGUUUGGACGCUGCCUCAGGUUGUCUUUGCUGAAGAUGCUGAAGAACCACUGUGUACUGCAGUCUCCUGGCAGUGCCUCCCCCCAGUUUCUGUACUGGGCUGUAUCAGACAGCUACAGCUUCUGAUCACUUCCCUCUGGUACAAUUUCAUCUUAAAGCAUGCAAGAAUGGGGAGGCAGCACAAAGAAGCUGGUAGUCUUGCCAGUAUUCCUUUAGUCCAAACUACACCUGUCUCUAAAACUAGAAGACAUAGUAGUGGAAGGUGACAGUUACUAAGGUAAGUGUAUAAUAAGCUGAGAAACAGCUUCAAACACUGUUGUAAAAUGAGUGGAAAAACGAAAGCUGAUGCAUUCAGUCUGUUCCAGCACGUGUUCAGUUUUUGUCUGUCACUGUAGACAAAAACCUGGAACCUAGUGCUUAGAAAAACCCUUCUUUUGCAACCCACAGCUGAUGAACAUAUUGGUUGUGUUACUUAUAUGAAGGGACAACAUUUGCACAUAUUCAAACAGCAAUUCAUUGAAAUGCUAAUGAAUCCAGGGCACGAGUUCCCUGUUCCCUGCUGCAGGAGUGCACUUCAGUUGUCCUGGUUUCUUUCCAGACCUUGCAGAUAAUUCUCCAUCUCUGCAGCAGCAAGCGGGUGGAACUCUCUUGGACUGCUGGACUUCUUACAGCUGUUUGCUGCUGGUCUUGUGGUGUACAAAUCUCUUACUUCAGUGGACCUUUGUGGAACAGCUUGGCAGAAGAGGGGCAUUCCUGUGGUGUCUCAGAUUCAGUGGAAAGCUUCUACUUCUGGGAAGUCGUCCCAGGAGUCCAGUCUGAACGAGCGCCUCGGUGGCCUGUAAUUAGACAAGAUAAGAAAUGCAAGGCACUGACACAGAACUCUGGAGCCCCAGUGAGGGUACUGACUUAGGCUUUUGACACAAAUGAAAAAAAUGACUCGAGUUGGAAAAGCUUGGUGCUGUAGGAUACAGAAUGAAGUGUGAAAGACUUUGUUGUGCUUAAAGGAUGAGCUCUAGAAGAGGAGAAUAACCUGUUUGACAGUGUGUGCCAGCAGCUCACUGGGUGUUGGAGGGCGGAGAGGACACCAUCUGAAUGCCACCAAAGUGGUUCUGAGGUCCUGGGGGGUGUGUCUGCACAUCUGCUGCAAAGAAGUGCACAGCUCUUCCACCUACGGAAAGAAUCUUCUCUAGAGUGUUCCCUGGAAUUCAACAUUCAUUGUGACUCCCCUUAUUGCUUUGGAAAUGGAGCAGUGCAUGUUAUCUGGGAACAGUUCAGAAGCUCGGGGAGCCUUAGCACCAUCUCCCCAGGGGCACCACAGCAGAAAGGGUGAGGAUGGAGACGUGGGUGCUCACAGCUGUUGUAGAAGAGCAAACUAAGCCCAAGUGUGCAUCAAGUUGGAAUGUGACUGGAAAAGGUUGUAUCAGCUGUUCUACCUCACUAUGCUGUCACUGCUCUGCAGAGGUUAUUUCUGCUGUACACAAUGUCACAGCAUUUAAAUAAAACUAGUGUCUGAAA
Molecule: messenger RNA, 3710 nt
Organism: Colius striatus (speckled mousebird)
Lineage: Eukaryota; Metazoa; Chordata; Aves; Coliiformes; Coliidae
Gene: TAF1D
Product: TATA-box binding protein associated factor, RNA polymerase I subunit D
Exons: 16
Coding region: 303-1346 (347 amino acids)
Biological process (GO): regulation of DNA-templated transcription
Cellular component (GO): nucleoplasm; RNA polymerase transcription factor SL1 complex; nucleus
Source: RefSeq, a predicted model, not a curated record